AAAUUUACUAGCAAAUGAUUGCUUCUGUUGAACACAUCUUUUACUUAUAUCAAUGAAACAACUAAAAGUCAACUUCGCCAACUUCCUUCCCACUUGUUUUGGUUAUCUAUUGUCAAUGGUUGUGUAUCGUAAAUUUAUGUUCAUCUCAUGUUAAUUUCAAAAAGUUUGCGAUUGAAGAACCAUCAUCAUUAAUAAACAAAAGAUUUAUUAAUAUCUAAACUAAGUGUAGAAGCAAACAGUAACAUUAUAAAAUGUCUCAGUCCGAAAAAGAAGCAAAAGAAGUGCUGUUAGAAAAUAAAGAUACUGGAAUGUUGGAAUUUGAAACACAAAUCUUUUUAGAUUUAAUACAUUAUGAUUGCUUGUUGGUUACAGCAAAGGGUUUAAACAUGGACAAAGUGUUUAUUAACUUUUUAAGAGUUUAUUCAGACCCAGGUAAUCUUGUCCUUAUCAUUAACUGUGCUGAAGAAGAGGAAAAGUAUUUUAUUAACAAAACUAAUGACAAAAAUCUUAACAGGAUAACAGCUGCAAUGUCUGUUUCCGAAAGAGAAUAUUUGUAUUUAUCUGGAGGAAUAUAUUUCAUCACAACAAGAAUACUGGUUGUAGAUAUGCUAAAAAAAAGAAUUCCCAUCGACAAAAUAACAGGUAUGAUAGUUCAAAGAGCUCAUAUGAUUUUGGAAAGUUGUCAGGAAGCUUUUGUAUUAAGAUUAUUUAGACAAAACAAUAAAACAGGUUUUAUAAAGGGUUUUUCAAACAAUGCUCUGAGUUUUACAAUGGGGUUUGGUCAUGUUGAACGAGUUAUGAGAACAUUAUUUGUUAAGGAGCUGUAUUUGUGGCCACGCUUUCAUUCCCUUGUAUUACAAAGUCUGAAAAACCAAGAACCAAAUGUUAUUGAGUUACAUAUUCCUAUAUCAAGCAACAUGUCAAAAAUACAGACAUGCAUUUUGGACUUAAUUAAUCUCACAAUAAAGGAGAUAAAAAGAAUAAACAAGAAUGCCGAAUUACAAGAGUUGUCAACUGAAAACUGUUUAACAAAAAAGUUUUACAAACUAUUACAAAUUCAGUUGGAUUGUAUGUGGCAUCAAUUAAGUACAAAAACUAAACAACUUUUAUCAGAUUUGCGAACACUUCAACAUUUGAUUUUAGUCAUGCUCCAUGAAGAUCCUGUUACAUUUUAUGCAACGUUGUUGAAAUAUAGAAGUAGAGAAUAUGCCCAAAUAUCCCAUUGGGUGCUUUUGGAACCAGCAGAACUGUUGUUUACUUAUUCAAGUUGUUUCGUGUAUGGUGCAAAUAGGGAACUAAAUCCUGAAUUUUGUCCUAAAUGGAAUACCCUUUCUGAAAUUUUGAAAACCGAAAUACCUGCUGAAAUGAAGCGACAAAAUAUUAAGGAACCAAAAGUAUUAAUUCUCUGUCAAGAUUUUAAAACGUGUUAUCAAUUGAACAGCUUUUUAACUCGUGGACCUAGACGGUACUUAUUUGAGAGAGUGUUAAAGUAUGGAUUGCCUUUCAACUCAAUAAAUAAAAAAUUUGAAUACUUGCAAAACUUGCCCGAGUUUCAAUCCCAAAUUCAGGAACCACCCAAUAAACGAUGUAAAAGUUCAAUAACAUUAACGACCAAAUUAAAUACAGUAAAAAAAAGUAGUAUUUCCGAAACGGGGAAGAAAAUUGAAAAUGAAAAAGAUGAAAAUUUAAUGGAAGAUGAACUUGAAAAUUUAAAAGGUUCGUACGUGUUAACAAUGACACAAACUAAUCAAAUAGGAGCAGAGGGUAGUGAUAAUGAGGACGACAGUUCAGAGUAUUGCUUCGAACCUUUUACUCAGAUGGAAAAUAUGAAUCUUACACAGAUCUGUGAGACGGCAAGUUCUACAUCAAAGCAAACAGUUAUAAUAAAAACAUUUAAAUCCAGUUCAAAUAGUUUCGAUUUGCAACAAACUCUGGAGGAAAUGCAACCUAAUUUUAUUAUAAUGUAUCAUAGUAACGUGACAGCCGUGCGAAAUAUAGAGAUGCACGAGGCACGAAGAAACAAAGAUUUUCCAUUAACGGUGUAUUUUCUGGUUCACGCAGAAACAGUGGAAGAACAGAGUUAUCUCACUUCAUUAAGAAAGGAAAAGGAAGCUUUUGAGUAUCUUAUAGAUACUAAAUCGUGCAUGGUGGUUCCAGAUGAUCAAGAUGGUAAAUCAGAAACCUGCACCACUCUGCAAUGUAACAUAUCAGCCGAUCAAGAAAAUACUCGUCAAGGAGGAAAAUCAGACAAAAACAAUAAAAGAAACUUAAUAAUUGUCGAUAUACGCGAAUUUCAAAGCGAACUGCCUGUACUAAUUCAUAAAAGGGGAAUUGAUAUUGAACCACUUACAAUAACAAUAGGAGACUACAUUUUAACACCAGAAAUUUGCGUUGAGAGGAAAAGUAUAUCAGAUUUGAUUGGCUCAUUGAAAUCAGGAAGAUUAUAUCAACAAUGCACACGAAUGAGUAGAUAUUACUCUAAGCCCAUGCUUCUAAUAGAAUUUAAUCAAACCAAGGGAUUUUCAUGGCAGAAUAACCUUAUGCUUUCAUCUGAUGCAGAUAGUUUUGCUAUUCAACAGAAACUUAUACUAUUAACUCUGCAUUUUCCUAAAUUAAGACUUGUGUGGAGUCCCAACCCUUAUGCAACAGCUCAACUGUUUGAGGAACUUAAGAAUGGAAAAGAACAACCAGACAUAGCAUAUGCAACAUCUUUAGGAGUUGAAACUGAUUUAGACAUGAUAGAAACCAAAUAUAACUCUAGUGUAUAUGAUUUUGUACAAAAAUUACCUGGUAUUACUUCAAAAAACAUCGACAUAUUUUUAAGGAAAACCAAAAAUAUUAAAAAAGUUAUUAGUUUAUCGCAGGAAGAGCUCAAAGAAAUUUUAGGUAAUUCUAAGGAAGCAGAAGAAUUGUAUAAUGCCAUUCAUAAGGAACAUUUGCCCCAAAAUUCUACUGGACAGAGGAUAGGACAGAAAUCAAAAGAAAAACCAUUUAAAUUCAUUAAAAAGCAAAAAUAAAUAUUAAUAAGUGACUAGUGACUAGAGACUAGUAUUGUAUAUUUUGAUUAAUUGUUACCUGAUAUUUAUAAUAAUUA
Messenger RNA from Agrilus planipennis (emerald ash borer), 3094 nucleotides. RefSeq names its product DNA repair endonuclease XPF (gene mei-9). Gene Ontology annotation, molecular function: damaged DNA binding; single-stranded DNA endonuclease activity; single-stranded DNA binding. NCBI's taxonomy places the organism in Eukaryota, Metazoa, Arthropoda, Insecta, Coleoptera, Buprestidae. The record is from RefSeq and is a predicted model, not a curated record. The transcript has 16 exons. Gene Ontology annotation, biological process: double-strand break repair via homologous recombination; nucleotide-excision repair involved in interstrand cross-link repair; resolution of meiotic recombination intermediates. Gene Ontology annotation, cellular component: nucleotide-excision repair factor 1 complex. Bases 252 to 3017 code for a protein of 921 amino acids.